AUGUUUGGAGUUUUACUGUCUUUACUUGCCUAUACUACAAAAUUAGGUGUUACUAUAGAUUUCCCAUGUGUAUCACCUGUUCCUCUUGGUGAUGAAAAAGUAGAAGCAGUGAACCCUCUGCCAAAUAUGACUCUAAAACAGAUGAUUGUGUUGACUCGUCACGGUGCACGCAGUCCAAUCGAUUCUUAUUCGCAAAAUGAGACAGAAGACUGGUAUUGCGAUGAUGAUAAUCAACAUGCUUGGGCUCCAAGGUAUCAAGCUGCCGGUGGAAGCAUUUUCAGACGUUUUCAUCAGAAAUUAGAUCCUACUACACUUAGAUUCAAGCCAUCAUGCCCACCAGGAGGCUUAAUUACAGAUGGAAUGAGACAACACUACCAACUUGGUUCAUUUUUCAGAAAAAUAUACGUAAAUCAGCUUAAAUUCUUACCGGAAUACUAUGAUCCAACACAAAUCUACGUUAGAUCAUCAGAAGUCGAUAGAUGCGUUAGAUCUGCAAUUUCUUUCAUGAAUGGCUUAUAUCCAGCUGCCACUCCCGAUGAAAUGGUCACAAUAGAAACAGGUCACGCUACUCUCGAGAUGCUUCACCCUCAAACUUCUCAAUGCAAAGAUCUUAAGCAAGCCUGGGACAAUUGGGUCAAAACAUAUGACUAUUUACAGCAUAAGAACGAAGCUACUCCAUACCUUAAGCCUCUUGCAGACGCUGUAAACAUUGAUUUCUACAAAUCUGAGGCAACAUGGAUGUUUAUUGGAGAUUGGAUGGCCACAAUUGCAUGCACAUCACACCAGCUUCCAGACCUAGUUAAUGAUACCGUUCUUACUUACGGAAUGAAAGCCGUCGAAUUUUAUUCGCACGGAUUCUUCAAAUACGCAAGAGGAGUUGCCGGUUCAGCCAUUAUGCGCGAAAUCCUCCGUAUUGUUGAUAACCGUUUGGCCGGAAAGAACAAUUACAAGUUUGCCCUUCUCAGCGCUCACGAUGUGUCAAUUGUUGCUGCUCUUACACUCCUUGGCUACGAUAACCCCCAUUGGUCACCUUUCCGCUCUUAUAUGGUCACUCAGAUCUGGGAAGAUCAGAAUGAGCAGUUGUACAUCAGAUUUGUUUAUAAUAACCAGCCAGUCAAGAUUAACUUCAUGGAAAAUGAAUCUCUUGUUAAACUUACUAGAUUCAGGAGUCGUGUUGCAGGAUAUCUCGAUCACUGCAGAGAACUCCCGUAA
Molecule: messenger RNA, 1212 nt
Organism: Trichomonas vaginalis G3
Lineage: Eukaryota; Parabasalia; Trichomonadida; Trichomonadidae
Product: histidine acid phosphatase
Exons: 1
Coding region: 1-1212 (403 amino acids)
Biological process (GO): dephosphorylation
Molecular function (GO): phosphatase activity
Source: RefSeq, a predicted model, not a curated record